GGCGGCGGCGGUGACGGCGCUUAUAGAUAGACACGAGAGGUGGUCGGCUCUCUCUCUUUCUCGUUCGAACAAACGCGGAUUAAUGGAGUGCAUCUGGGCGUGAUAACGCGUAAUCCAAUGACCCGUUGACGUUCUCGCCGUAGCGGAAUUCCCAUCGGCUAUUAAGCCGAUCAAUAAACCGAUCCGAUAUGUAAAUACGCGCGUCAGAACGAGACGUGGCGCGCACGGGGCAUCGUGAUUGACCGCCGCCGAAUUGACCAAUCGGUCGCGUGACGCGACGACCAAUUAGCACUGCAAUUAUCGAUGACUGCGCGAGAUCUAUCGGUCGCGAAAUCGCGCUUGUAAACGCUCGUUUCGCGCGACACCUCGCCGAGUUAAUUCUAGUGUGCUCGCGCGCGCGCGCAAGAUAGAGGAAGAAGAGAGAGAGAGAGAGAGAGAGAGGGAACGAGAGUGAGUUAAUUUUACUCCGCGUGAUGAUCCUAUAAAACGAGAUAUCAGUCGGGCGCGAACGGAAAUCGCUCGAUGUCGAUUGGUCGAUGGUGACGACGGCGCGCGGGCUGCUAUUAAUAAAUCAGCGCAUGCGCAUCAUGUCGACCGCCGUGUGUAUCCGCCAUUCAUGCGAGUCGAUUUCGUUGUUUCUCUGUGUGUGCGGACACGAGCCAGGCAGCCAGCCAGCCAGGCACAGCCACAACGAGUGAGACAAACGGUACGUGGUGCAACGGUGAUAAAUUCACGCGCGAUUCAAGAAGAGUAUAAUGCGAGCGUAUUAGCUCUGCGAGUAUUGCACCGCGAAAGACCACGCAGUGGCGGCGACAACGACGACGACGACGACGACGACGGCGGCGGCGACGGUGGUCGACGACGACGGCAGCGGCGACAGCAACGGCCAGUUUGUCGGAGCACGCUCCCAGUUUUAGUACCUGAAACGACGAUGAUCCUUGGUCACGGUUCGCCGACGUAAGAGUGAAGCGAGUACCAUUUUUGAGGAUUGGUCAGAAUGUUGCUAAUCAAAUAAUAGAGCAAGGAACAAAUUAAUUAGCUGGUACAAUAAACAUUCGACGAGUAAUAUGGGGGCGUUUUUGGAUACUCCGAAGACAGAAAAGUGCAACGAGCAUGGCACUGGCAACGGUCUGCGGUACGGCGUUGCCAGCAUGCAGGGUUGGCGGAUGGAGAUGGAGGAUGCUCAUCGAGCCAUUCCCUGCUUGGAUGGUGGCCUCUCGGAUUGGAGUUACUUUGCGGUGUUUGAUGGUCACGCAGGUGCACUGGUAUCGGCGCAUAGUGCGGAACACUUACUAGAAUGUAUAAUGCAAACGCAGGAGUUUAAGGCCGAGGAUGUUAUCAAAGGGAUUCAUUCUGGAUUUUUGAGACUCGACGAUGAGAUGAGAGAUUUGCCCGAGAUGAGCGCUGGCACCGAUAAGUCUGGUUCUACAGCAGUGUGUGCAUUUAUAUCACCCAAAAAUAUUUAUAUCGCUAAUUGCGGCGACUCCCGGGCGGUACUUUGCAGAUCUGGACUUCCAGUUUUCUCUACGCGAGAUCACAAGCCUGUCUUACCCGCCGAGAAGGAGAGAAUUCAGAAUGCGGGCGGUAGCGUAAUGAUCCAAAGAGUUAACGGAUCUCUGGCGGUCUCCCGGGCAUUGGGCGACUACGAGUACAAAAAUCUGAAAGAUCGAGGCCCCUGUGAGCAGUUAGUGUCACCGGAACCAGAAAUAUUCGUGUUAGACAGGGACGAUGAACACGACGAGUUUCUAGUUUUAGCAUGUGAUGGCAUUUGGGAUGUAAUGAACAACGAAGAUUUAUGUAAUUUUAUACAUUCAAGGCUGCAGCUAACUGAUGAUUUAGAGGCAGUUACCAAUCUGGUUGUAGACACUUGUCUUUAUAAGGGUAGCAGAGAUAAUAUGAGUAUAGUCCUGGUAACGUUUCCGGCCGCACCAAAACCAAAUCCUGAAGCACAGAGGCAGGAGGACGAGUUGGAAAUGGCUAUUGCAAGGAAAAUUAAAGAAAUCAUCGCCCAAGAAGAGGAUAAGAGUGAAUUUGACUAUCUAAAAAUGCUUGAACUUCUUAGAGGAAGCGACCAAGAUUUUCCCUACCUGCCUCCUGGUGGUGGUCUUCACGCGAAGCAACCUUUCAUCGAGAAAAUGUUUCGAGAAAUGUGUCCCAGCAAAGCGAAUACUGUAAGUGUUGGAUACAUCCCUUUGACAUAACUAACCCUCGAUCGUUUUUUAAACUGCAUCAAAUGUACAAUUAUAUAAUAAUAAGACAUGUUCCAUAUUCAUAAAGAUGCAGAAUUUACCGUGGACACAUUUAUUUGAAUAGUAAUCCCUAAUGUAAGGAAAUCCUAUCGGUGUUAAAGAAAAAUUACGAUGUUGUAAAUUGGUGAGUCUUGACAGAAUUAAGUUUCGUAAGUCUCGUAAAAACAUAAUUAAUAGACUUCUAUAAAGUGACCCGCGAUUGGCACAACGUAAAUUAGUGCGUAAAUUAAAUAUUAUGCAGUAAAUUAAUUAAAUAUUACGUACUUUUGUAAGUGUUUCUAUCCAUUUAUCUAUACUAUUUGUUUAAAAACUCAAGCUACGCUAAAGUUUUUUUAUUCAUUGUAACUUUAGUAAUCGCAACAGCCAUUAAAACAUUCGGGAUUAUGUAUGUAUCUAUGGACUAUAUUUCUCUUGAAUGAUUACAAAAUCUAUUUUAGAAAUAUGGCUAAAACUUAAGUGCUGUAUCAAUAGUGAACAUACUUAACUAAGUUCCAUUAUUUUAUGCAAAUUGUUAAUUUGCAGAUUAAGCCAGUUAAUAAUUUUAAUGGAAUAAUAGUACAAGUAAAAUAUCAAUUACAAAGGGACUAAGGAUAAUUAUAAAUAUUUACUUUUAUUUUUAAUUUUAAUAUGCACUCCUAUUAUUUUGAACAAUAUUUUACUUAGAAUAUGAGAAAGCCGAACAAAAUAUUUUAUCUGUAGAUAAAAACAUUUUUAUGAUUGAUGGCAUAUUUCAGGAGAAAAUGUAAAACAGUUUGUAUUAUAUAGUUUACAAGUAAUCCUAAUUAAUCAUUGACUUUCUCAUUUAAUUAUUUUUUAUAAUUAUCAUUAUUGUUGGAUUUUAUAAAUUUCUUUUACAUUCAGGGAAUAAAAAAAUGUUUAUAUUACAGUUAUUAUAAGCAGAGGGUUAAACAGAUGUUACACUAAAAAUUAGAUGUACAAGAUGGAAUAAAAAUGGAAAACUAGAUAAUAUAAAAACUAAUCAAGGUGUAAGUUUUAAUAUAAUAUAAAUAUGUAAAAAAUGUAGAGAGCAUAAUAUGUUAUUAUAAUAUGCAUUUAUUUGGAGACAUUAAAAAAAAUAGUAUUCUUAAAUAUUUAAUGAUUGUGAAAUUUGCACAAUAGAUUAACUACUAUACAUUUUAUACCGCUUGCAUAGCUCUUUCACACGCGAACAGGAUUUAAAGGUUACCAUUAUCAAGAAUGUAUUUUCCUUAAAACUGUACAAAAAUUUCUGUAUUACAAUACAUACGUGAUACAUCAUGAAGCGAGAUUUUCAUGGAAUUUAAUAAGAAUUUAGUAGAAUAUUUCUGUCAUACCCUCUUGCCAUGUUGAUAAAAAGUGCAUAAUAUUGCGAUAUAUAAUUAUAUAUUUUUGUAGAUCUAGGAGAAAUUAGCGCUCAGAAUAUAUAUCUACAUCUCUAAUCAGUAUUUCCUACUCUUCAUUUAUAAUUAGUUCUCGAUGUUUAUGGAAUUAUCAGUCCAGUGUACUUCAUAGAAUACAGAAACUUUUUACAUGGGAAGAGUAGGAAAAAAACUGAUUGUUUAGUUUUAAAAUUAUCAGUCCUGUAUAUAUACACGCAGCAGAGUUGUCUGAGAAACAGUGUACUGAUAUUUUCUUCAAGUAAUUUUAAAGAUGUGAAAACUUAUUAAUAACACAUUUAGCAAGGAGGCCUUGAGUUUAGUUUCCUAUAAUGUUAUUUUAUAAAUUUUAUAUUUAACUUUAUAUUUGGCAAUCCAGUUAUAGUAGAUUAAACUAUUGUAUUUAUAAUGUAUUCGGAAAUACAGUAAAUAUGUUAUUGAAUUUGCAAUUCAAGUAUAUUGUAUACAAUUAACAAUGAUAGAGUUAAAUUAUUUAAUGAAAUCACUAAUGAAUAUAUAUAUAUAUUUAUAUAUAUAUAUAUAUAUAUAAAUACGUAAAUAUAAAAAAAAUCAGCUUUACAAAUAAUAUUAUGAAUAACGCAUAUCAAACAUUAAUCCAUUUAUCUUCAAUUUUUAUAAUCAUUUUCCAUACAUAUAAAAAAAUACAUCUUUUGUAACAAAAAUGGAAACUAUACAUCAAGGCUAUUCUUGUGCAUACACGAUAAAGUAUACAUGUACCAAAGUAUAUUACCGUUUCUGGUUAUAAAGAGGAAUGUCCUGAAACUAACAAAGUUAACAAUCUAUUACCCGUUUUUUUAAAAAUAAUAUAUUAAAAAUAAAAAUAUAUAAAUCUUAUACAGAGAAUGGAUUAACCCUCUAUUUUUACUAACGAUGUUUCAUUAAAUAGAAAUGUGAAGAUACUAAUAUAUUUCGCUGAUACUUCAAACUGUUUCUUUUAAAUCUAAUCAAUAGGACGCGAAAGGCUCGUGAGAUUUCGCGAUGAGUUUUUCCAAAUGGAGAAUACUUAGAUGCAUGAAGGUGGUAUAAUUAUAAUUAUCUUUGCUUAAUUUGAGCAAAACCUUCUAUUAUUAGGUAAGAAAUUGCGCAUCAUAGAUCAUUCAAACAGAAUGGCUUGUCAUGGAAAUUUCACGAAUUUUAGCGAUCUAUUAAUCUCUCUAAUAUCAUUUCUAAAUUUUAUUAAAAAGUACACGAGAUAUUAGAUUUUCGCAAAAUUGUGGAUUACUGAAUAAAUAUAUUGCAGAUAUACGUGAAGCUUUAUAAUUUUCAUGAGUGAUUGAAGUCUAGUUAGAAACAUUUAUAUAGGAUGUAUCUAGAUUACGAAUUUAUCAAAAUAGUUUGAUAGCUGAGUAUCUCCUUUUGCUGAACUUUCGUGCCUCAUCUAGUGACAAUGAUAUAACGCCCGUAUUAAUGGAAUGUGUUUUCAACUCGCGUUGCAAACAAUCUGUAGAACUGUACAGAUGUGCUUUUAAAUGAAAAAUUAAAUAUUUGAUGAAAUAAUGCAUAAUCUUAAUUUUGACAGUAAUUUACAAACAUUAUCGAUCAUUUACAUUGUCAAUGUAAGCCACUUAUUUCGUAGAAAUUGGAAUUAGAAUUUUAACAUGAGUUCUACUUUCUGUAAUAAAAUAAAUUUUUUUACAUACAUGUAGUCCUAUUCUGCGUAUUGAAUAUAAUGCAUUAUUGGGCCAAAUAUUUUAUGAAAUUUGAUUAUAUAAAAAAGCAAUAUUUUUCAAUAUCUUCUUUUUUCAAUAUUUCAAUAUUUGUGUGUAUGUAUUCUACAGAAUAGGACUAUUAAAACAAAAAAUUGUGUAAAAUAUAUAGUUUUAUGAAAAACAAAAAAUAGUUCUUUAUUAAUGUCACUGUUAUAUAGAAUUGUAUAUCAAUUAAGUUCAGUUGGCAUAAUCGUAGUGACGGGAUAACUGAUACUGCAUUUAUUUUGUUUUGUGAUCUUGUAAUUGUUUUAAUGUCAUUUACAAUAUUAAUUAUAGGACUAUAAAAAACUUAUCAUUAAUUUUAUCGUUGAGAAAUUGUUAUUGUAUACAUCCUAUUAUUACAAUCAUUUAAAAUCCUAAUUAUGUUUACACGAUUGAUUGUUUAACUUUUUAAAUUUUUGAAGAAAUUAGCAUCAAAUAAGCAACGCUUUUUCGCAAUAAUCACUUGUUACAUUAGUACUUCACGAAUGCUAGAUGAUUCAUGGCACUUAAGAGAGCCUCUCUUUUGUAAUAUCUAUACCAUGUUUUUUCUGAUGGAUCAAAUCAUUGUUAUACAAUCUUUUUCAGUAAAAAAUUACAUUAAACAAAUAUUUGUUUAAUUUUACUUUGCAAUUCUUCCUUAACGAAUUUGGAAAGAAUGAAUGUUGUGCACUUUGAUACUAAUUUAUUACAAAUUAUUCUUUACUCUUGUGUGAAGUCUUUUCAGCCUUUUCUUAUUCUUCUGUUGAGCCAGAGCACAAGUCUGCCAGGGACAUACAGAUCCCCACUGACCAAGCUUAGUAACAGCUGUUUUUUGAUACAUCACAGCUUCUACUCAAUCUUUUUUUCUAAUUUAAUUGUAAGAGAAAAUCAUAAAAGAAAUCAUGUGUAUCAUAUUGUUGUUUUCGACAUGGAAACUUUAGAAUUAACACAAGUUUUAUGCGGCGUUUAAGGUGUACAGGCAAAGUUAAGGAAACAGAAGUUAAGAUCUUACAAUAAGCGCCUGACGUAUACUGCAAAAUUUUGGCGUUUCAAAUGCGACAUAACGCUACUAUUUUAGAUAUAUUAUUAUUGUCGUGUGUAGAGUCGUCGACAUAAUUGUACAAUACCUGUCUAUGUUUAUUGUACAUAAUACGCAUAAUUAAAAUGAUUUGAUGGGAA
This is a messenger RNA of Solenopsis invicta (red fire ant), 6474 nucleotides long. It is a transcript of the gene alph, whose product is annotated as protein phosphatase 1A. Gene Ontology annotation, cellular component: cytosol; nucleus. The coding region runs from base 1068 to 2201 and encodes 377 amino acids. The record is from RefSeq and is a predicted model, not a curated record. The transcript has 5 exons. Gene Ontology annotation, biological process: protein dephosphorylation; negative regulation of stress-activated MAPK cascade. NCBI's taxonomy places the organism in Eukaryota, Metazoa, Arthropoda, Insecta, Hymenoptera, Formicidae. Gene Ontology annotation, molecular function: magnesium ion binding; protein serine/threonine phosphatase activity; manganese ion binding.